UUCUUCCUUUCUGGGCACCCCGACUUCCUCAACCACCUCAGCCAGCUAGCGUUGCAAGUCACCUCCUCUUCUUAGCAGCCUCGUUAAUUCCAAAAAACCAUGGAGUCUCGAGUUGUAGGCGUACUGGGCGCCGGUCAGCUCGGUCGCAUGUUCGUCGAAGCCGCCUCCCGCCUCAAUGUCCAGGUACGUCUCCUCGAUGUUGGACCAUCCGCUCCAGCAAAGCAAAUCUCCUUUGUUCCCGCUGCAGAUGGUACCACUUCGGAGCACGUAGACGGAGCUUUUACUGAUGGAGAGAAGAUCAAGGAAUUGGCAAAGAAGGUAGACGUUCUCACCAUCGAAAUCGAGCAUGUCAAUGCCUCGCAGCUACAGACUGUGCUGGACGAAGGUAUCGUCAAGGAGGUCCAUCCUCUGCCCUCCACUAUUGCUCUGAUUCAGGACAAGUAUGCGCAAAAGAAGCAUCUCGUGGCUCAAGGACUGCCUGUAGCAGACUUUGUUGCUGUAGGCGGGGAGAGUCUGCAAGGUACAUCUGCUUCGGCUCAGAUUGAAGGUGUAGCAGCUGCAGGAAAACAGUUUGGAUUUCCCUUAAUGCUCAAGUCGAGGACACAGGCGUACGAUGGCAAGGGAAACUUCGUUGUCAAGGAAGCUGGUAACGCCGAGGAAGGCGUGAAGGCUCUGGGGAAUGGCAGCCGGGGCCUCUACGCCGAGAAGUGGGCGCCCUUCGUCAAGGAGGUUGCAGUCAUGGUGGUGCGCAGCUCGACCGGUGAAGUGAGGGCCUAUCCUGCUGUGGAAACCAUUCACAGGGACAAUAUCUGCCAUACUGUCACUGCGCCAAUCCGGACAAGCGACCCGAGGAUACCCCAGCAGGCAAGAGAGAUUGCCGAAAGGGCUGUAGCAACAUUUGGAGGUGCUGGAGUGUUCGGAGUAGAGCUCUUCCUGAUGGCCGAUGGCCAAUUGUUGAUCAACGAGAUUGCUCCAAGGCCUCAUAACUCUGGCCAUUACACCAUCGAGGCGGCCGAGACAAGUCAGUAUGAGAACCAUCUGCGGGCCAUCCUCGGUCUGCCUCUGGGCAGCACUGCGCUCAAGGUUCCUUCAACAGCAAUGGUCAACAUUCUGGGACUUUCUGAUCUAGACACAGACAAGGAUGCGAUCGUCAAGACGAUGGCUCCUGCUGUAGCAAGUCUCGCUGUGCCGGGAGCGACUGUGCAUCUCUAUGGCAAGGUGGGGUGCAGAAAGGGCAGGAAAAUCGGCCACAUCACAGUCGUUGCUCAGAGUGACGCUGAGCUGCACCAACGGAUGGAGCCCAUUCUCCACGCACUCGAGACUGCCACAGAAGCGGCACGUAGCGGAUCUCAGCUCCCUGCUGAGCUGACGCUGAAGGGUGCCUGCCAGAGUGAGGAGAACAGGAGACAAGAGUAUGGCUCAGCCUCCACUUCCUCGUUGUCACCACUCAAGCCCACUCCUCAGUCUGCGCUAGACUUCAAGCACCCUCACCCCCUCGUUGGUAUCAUCAUGGGCUCAGACUCAGACCUGCCCGUCAUGCUACCCGCUGCACAGAUCCUCAAGAAGUUCAACGUCCCAUUUGAGCUCACGAUUGUCUCUGCGCACCGCACUCCCGAUCGCAUGAGGGAGUACAGUCGGUCAGCUCCUUCGCGAGGUCUGAGAGCCAUCAUUGCUGGUGCUGGAGGCGCUGCUCACCUGCCUGGCAUGGUGGCAGCUCAGACACCUCUGCCCGUCAUUGGUGUCCCCGUCAAGGGAUCUGUGCUGGAUGGGGUAGACUCGCUGCAUUCUAUUGUGCAGAUGCCCCGGGGUGUCCCCGUCGCAAGCGUUGCGAUCAACAACUCGACGAACGCAGCGCUCUUGGCCAUCCGUAUUCUGGGAGCUGCUGAUCCGCGGUACUUGGGCGUGAUGCAGCAAUACAUGGAUGAGAUGGAGGCAGAGGUCAUGGGCAAGGUGGAGAAGCUAAGUGAGGUCGGAUGGGACUAUGUGGUGAAGAAGUAG
Molecule: messenger RNA, 1998 nt
Organism: Microstroma glucosiphilum
Lineage: Eukaryota; Fungi; Basidiomycota; Exobasidiomycetes; Microstromatales; Microstromataceae
Product: putative phosphoribosyl-5-aminoimidazole carboxylase
Exons: 2
Coding region: 100-1998 (632 amino acids)
Biological process (GO): 'de novo' IMP biosynthetic process
Molecular function (GO): phosphoribosylaminoimidazole carboxylase activity; ATP binding; metal ion binding
Source: RefSeq, a predicted model, not a curated record